Molecule: messenger RNA, 532 nt
Organism: Ectocarpus sp. CCAP 1310/34
Lineage: Eukaryota; Phaeophyceae; Ectocarpales; Ectocarpaceae
Source: the annotation of a GenBank genome assembly
CGAAGCGCAGCACGAGAUCUCCGAAGCGAUUAAAGAGAUUAAGGCGGUCCAGCAGCAACUGCGUGGGGCCUCAAAGAACAGCGCCUUCGAGGCGACCCUGAAGGCGAUGCUCAAGGCGGCGCGGAAGAAGCGCAGCAUCGCGAGGUGGAGAGCACUGGAAACGUUCUUCGAGUGCUAUGUACGGCAGCUCGAGGGCAAGAGCCGCGAGGGGAAUCAGGCGGGUUUCUACAGGCACCUGAAGAUGAUCGACGUCGAAGGUAAGAGGUCGUUCACCUCUCAGAACAUCAAGGACGAGGACGGCAAGGUCCUUCGGGACCCCACGUUUAUUCGCCAACGGUGGGCACGGUGGUUCCACAAGCUUCUCAACACCAAGUCACCGACCAUCGACCUGCAUGCGGCUGACAAGGUCAAGCGGUAGCCCAUGUGCUUGCCACUCGACGACAUCCCAUCUCUACUCGAGGUUGGGGAAGCGGUACGGGAAACGGCCAACAGAAAGGCCGUCGGGCCGGACGACGUGCCGGCUGAGCUGACC